Corylus avellana is the source of this 1047-nucleotide messenger RNA. It is a transcript of the gene RAB28, whose product is annotated as responsive to abscisic acid 28. NCBI's taxonomy places the organism in Eukaryota, Viridiplantae, Streptophyta, Magnoliopsida, Fagales, Betulaceae. The record is from RefSeq and is a predicted model, not a curated record.
ACCUCCAAUCAACAAUCGCAGAUUAAUUACCCUCUUUUUGCCAGAAAAAUGAGCCAGCAGCAGCAGGGACAACAAAGACCCCGUGAUGAGCAGCGUUCCCACCAGGAAGCCAUCAAGUACGGCGACGUUUUCGACGUCUCCGGAUCUUUGGCGUCCAAACCCAUUGCACCACAAGACGCGUCCACCAUGCAGGCUGCUGAAAACUUGGCGCUUGGACAAACCCAAAAGGGCGGCCCUGAAGCUGUCAUGCAAUCUGCGGCGGCGGUGAAUGAAAAAAUCGGUGCCGUUCGUCACCGCGACGUCUCUGAUAUUGCCAGAGACCAGGGUGUCACCGUUAGGGAAGUUGACGUAGGUGGCACCCGUGUCGUCUCCGAGGAAGUUGGUGGACAGGUUGUGGGACGAUACGUGACCCCAGAGGUGCCACUUAGGUCGGCAGCACCGGCUCUUGGCCGCCGAGAUGCGGUAACAAUCGGCGAAGCACUGGAGGCGAGCGCUCUUUCAGCAGGCGACAAAACGGUUGACCAGAGCGAUGCGGCUGCAAUACAAGCAGCGGAGGUGAGAGCAACUGGGACAAAUGAAGUAACACCCGGUGGCGUCGCCUCCAUGGCCCAGUCUGCCGCCGAUGUUAACCCUCGCAUAAUGCUGGACCAAGCCAAGACAAGGCUCUCUGAUGUUCUUUCGGAUGCGAGUCGAUGGCUGGUGGCGGACAAAGAAGUGACGCGAGAAGAUGCUGAAGGGGUGAUUAGUGCGGAGAUAAGGAACAAGCGUGAUAUGAGCACCACUCCUGGUGGAGUUGCUGCCGCUAUAACCGCAGCGGCUAGGCUUAACCAGAAGAAUAAAUGAUAUGGCCGAAAUAAUAAAUAUGUCUACUUCACUAUUUUGUGUGUUUUAACUUUCGUAUAAGUUUAGUUUUUUUUUUUUUCUUUUGGAGUGGGCUAUGGCUUUUAAGCUUCCAAGUUGUUGGUUCUAUUAGAGUUUAGUCCUCAUGAUUACUCUAUUUAACUAUCACUUUUAUACUAAAACUUAUCACUUUUAUUUGUCUUUUAA